AUGAAGCUCUCCAAAGUUUUAUCUGCCUUUAUUCUCGUUUCUGGAGCUGUGGCAGUCUACCCCCCACCAGAAGGUGUUGAUACAAAUGCCGAAGGUUUGGUUACUAUCCAAAAUGUCAACCAAUUGGAAAACAAUAAAAAUCUCGAUACAAAGGACUCUGAAGCUGAUCAACAGCUUCCCAAGUCGUCUGUUCCAUCCGGUGAUUCCAAGAAAAAAGCUGCAACUAGUUUGCAUGACAGUGAGACACUAACACCAUUUUAUUCCUUUUAUUUGGCCAUUUCGAUGAUUGUCGUCAGUGAAAUCGGUGACAAAACCUUCCUUAUUGCUGCCAUUAUGGCAAUGAGGUAUCCACGGAUGGUUGUCUUCAGUGCAGCCUCUUCUGCGUUGGUCAUCAUGACCGUGUUAUCUGGUGCUAUUGGCCAUAUUUUACCACAACUCUUAUCUCCUACAAUCACGAGAACUGCUGCCGCUGUUUUAUUUUUUGCAUUCGGUAUUAAGUUACUUCGUGAAAGUUUUGAGACAUCCAAAGAUGCCGGUGUUGAGGAUGAACUGGCUGAAGUUGAAGAGGAAAUCUCAACGGUUGAAUUGAACGAGCUAUCAUCUGACUUGGAGAAAGGUAUCAAGGUUGACGCAUCCGAUUGGAAAACCAAACUCAAGAACCUUUUAUCUUACAUUUCCUCUCCAAUUUGGUAUCAAACAUUCAUGAUGACCUUUUUGGGUGAAUGGGGUGACAGGUCUCAAAUCACUACAAUUGCCAUGGCAGCGGGCGCCGAUUGGGAUAUGAUCAUCCUCGGCGGCUCCAUUGGCCAUGUACUGUGCACAUUAUUGGCAGUUCUGGGAGGCAAAUACGUCUCCACAAAGAUCAGUUUGAAAACGAUUCUUUUGGGCGGCUCUAUUGCAUUCUUUAUCUUUUCUGGAUUAUAUGGGUAUUCAGCAUAUUACGAAUAA
This is a messenger RNA of Pichia kudriavzevii, 948 nucleotides long. RefSeq lists its product as uncharacterized. Gene Ontology annotation, molecular function: calcium ion transmembrane transporter activity; manganese ion transmembrane transporter activity. The coding region runs from base 1 to 948 and encodes 315 amino acids. Gene Ontology annotation, cellular component: fungal-type vacuole membrane; Golgi apparatus. The record is from RefSeq and is a predicted model, not a curated record. The transcript has a single exon. NCBI's taxonomy places the organism in Eukaryota, Fungi, Ascomycota, Pichiomycetes, Pichiales, Pichiaceae. Gene Ontology annotation, biological process: calcium ion transmembrane transport; manganese ion transmembrane transport; Golgi calcium ion homeostasis.